GUCGCGAAUAUGUUAAUUUAUUUUUAUAUUUUUUUGGGGGGGCGGGGGGGGGGGAGGGAUUGAAUAGUAAUUAAAAUUUUAUCAACAUUCAUUCAAGAAAUCUGAAAUACUAAUCAACAAAAUAAUUUCCAUUAUCUUCUACCACUUUCUGCCAGCGUAAAGGCAGUUGUUCGAUUCCCUUUUUAAAAAAGUCCAUCGAUUUUUCAUUGAAAAACUUUUCCAAGCCAGACAAGGAAGACAUUUUCAUUACUUUUCGGGUCCCCUAAUAUUUGACAGAGAAUCAUCGGCAAGCAAACGAAUGAGAAUUGUUUCACAAUGAUGUAUUUAUAUAUGUGUUUGAGUUCAGUGACAAUUCCACGUAGGAAAAUAUUGAAUACGUGACUUUUUUUAAUAGCUGUUUCUUAACGAAUAUAUUUCUCUGUCGUAAUUGAAGUUGCAAUCACUGUAGGAGUUUUAGAUCAGAGCCACGAUCUCACAGAUUCGUUUUAAAAAUCCCAGGAGCACAACCAUGCCCUCCGUAACAAUUAUUUUUUAAGAAUUCAAAGUUUCAGAUUGUUUAUUCUACCCCAAAAUACCUAAGAUCUUGCACAUCCCCAAGUGUCGAUAAAUGCUUCAUACCGAUUCGGUAAAAAUGCUGCUCUAAUAAUAGCAACCUUCGCCUACUAGACGAGUGGAAUUCGUUCAACCUUCGUAACCGGUUUCAUUAAGAGUUGAUACAAUCCUCGUCCACUGGUUUCAGCGGGUUUACAGAUGUUGUCUUGGAGCUCCCAGUCUCUGUGCAGCAUUAUCUAAGCCAUGGACCGGUACCCCCACCGACCUAAAUGCACCACGUAUAUAAUGGUUAGGACACCUUCUAACCACUGUCAGUGAGCUUGUGGACUUAAUCUCGUCUUCCCGCCUCGUUCGCGAAACGAGGCGAGGCGUUGCACGUUGCAUCAGUGCGUCGGUUACCUCUUCCUCGUACGAUUUGCGCUCGCUCCGUCGCGAUGAAAACCGGUAAAAGGAAUUACCGCGCUGGAUGCGGAGUCGUUUAAUUUGUUCUUCUAAAACCUGUUUACCUCAUUCUCGGCGUAAAUUUUGCGAGUGUGGUCGUAGAAACGGUGACGUGAACGGAAAAUGUGUACUUUGUAGUAUCGCCGAUCGCCGCGACCGAUUUUUGAAUCCUUCGGUGACCGUUCGACCCCUGAGACUUGAAACGCGGAAACGAUGAAGUGUGAAGUGGGUGUAGCAUCGUUCGGCUAUGGAUCGAGGGGCUUGGGUCGAUUGGCGACGAUCGGUUGGGUUCUGUUGGUAAUCCUAUGUUUCCCGCCUCGGACGGUGGCCAUGUUCGACAACUCGUCCAGCACGUUUGUCGAGCGAUGUCGCAUGGAUUGCAGUUUGCAGAAGGAUUUGGUGGCGUGUGGGAAGUACAGGGUCGUUAGGUGGCUUCAGGAUACCGUGAGAGAUAAGGAGUUCGGCUACGGUCCGUUCCGCAUAGUGAGGAUACCGUCCAUGCCAAGUAAGACGAUCCUACCGAAAGUGCCCCAGUCCAGAGUGUUUAAAAGCGGUGCUGUCGAAGCCUUGAACUUCCUCAGAGACAACAUCGAGGAUCUCUUGACCAAACGUGCUGUCAUCUACACAGCGGACAACUCUCCCGGUGGAAGGAGUUUUGGUACCAUGCCCAUGAUCGUGGACGAGGACGAGUUAAAGCAAAUGCAGAGCAGGAAGUCGUCGCAAGGCGACGGAAAGAUCUUGUUUAAGAAGAAGAAAUCCGUAAUAGUUCCUAUCCUGAUCCUGCUGAACCUGGUGAAGUUGAAGCUGCUGCUGCUGCCCAUCUUCCUGGGCGUUCAUUUCAUCAAAAAGCUCCUGGUGCUCGCCUCGCUGAUCUUGCCGUCCAUUUUGGCGCACCUUAAGAUUUGCAAGGUCCCACCGCCUCAUCAGCAGUCCUAUCCUUAUCACACGUGGGCCACCGCAGCGGAGGCACCUGUCGACUAUCCGACAGGGUAUGGGCAGGAAGAAGCGUGGGCCCACAGGAACGAUUACGUGGGGCACGUAGCGUACCCUGGUUAUCCCAGCUACCACGGCCUUCGUAACCCCUACGGAUGAAGCUGAAGCGUCUCGACGAAUCGUUGAACGAGUCGUCUUAUUCGUUGCUGCUGAUAUCCUUUACAGAAUCGUAGGUGACUUGCCUCGAGCAAACGAACAAUAAUCUCUUCUGAGUGUUGGGCAAUACGUAAUCCACGAUUGUUAUCGAGUAGUCAAUAAUCAUGAUCGAUGAUGAAUCCAUAUUCAGUAAUCAUGAAACGAUUAAUGAAUAAUCAGACACGAUUAUCUCUGAAUCAUUACAGACUACUGAUUUGUGAUUACAGAUUUCGAACAUAGCUGUGAUUAUUGAUCAAUCUGACAAUCGUCAGUGAUUAUUAUUAUUAUUGCUUAAUUCUCUCUCUUUUAUAUACUUUUCUCAAGUGAACUUCGAACAUGUUUCUCGCGUGCCAAUAGUCUCCUUUCGACCACUUGUUAAUCUCUUUUCUCCGUUUCUAUUCACCUUAUUGAUGACAGCUGACAAUUGGCACGCGUAGAAAUUCCGUUUAGCUGCUAUUAUCGUCUGUUACUCGACGUGAAAAAUCCUCACCGAAUGACUUUCACGUGGGGUACCGUUAGCUGCGCCCUCGAAAAUCGAUUAUCCAAGGUUCGUUUGCUUAAUAUCGGAUAGCGAACCGAGAUUUUACAAUUUGUACACCCGUGACGUGCUUGGUGUCGAUUGUAAAAAUUGGCACUUUCGAGUAAAGUACUGAAUUAUUGAAUAAAAGUGACGAGAGUUGAUUUUCUUAAUUUACUUCGACACUUUCAUUGCUAGUUUAUGUACUUUAUUUGAAACCACGCGGUUCGUUUAUGCCUACAUUUAUUUAAACAUGACUACUAUAUAAAUAAACUACUGCUACCUCUACUUGUCUAUAUUUAAGGUUCCAUUUAUGAGAGUUAUGAGAAAUAUGAUUUGCGAGGGAUUGCGAGUGAGCCUUCUUAUUUAUGUUACUAACAAAGAGUGAAAUAUCGUAUGAAGUGAACUCACUAUAGGAGUUAUGAAAGCUUAGGUCUAUAGACCCUCUCUGAAAAUUAAUGUGAUAAAUACUAACCCAUUUGGAUGCAUAUAAUUUUACAAAUAAAAAUAAAUGAGUUAUAAAAGUAGAUUUGUU
Messenger RNA from Hylaeus volcanicus, 3173 nucleotides. RefSeq lists its product as uncharacterized. The record is from RefSeq and is a predicted model, not a curated record. The coding region runs from base 1207 to 2085 and encodes 292 amino acids. The transcript has 4 exons. NCBI's taxonomy places the organism in Eukaryota, Metazoa, Arthropoda, Insecta, Hymenoptera, Colletidae.